CCAACUCCUACUGCAGAACCAACUGAAAUUACAGCUCAGAAUCUCCACGUGCCAGGAUAAUGCACGGUAUACAUUCGUCCGGCAAGCGCCUGUUACGUACGCUGUUGGAUUCUAAUUGUACCACUUUUUAUUGAAGAAUCAUAUAACUUUCGUCUGUCUAGCUUUCAGAUACCCUUUGCCUGCCACAUCUCCGAAAUUCAUGUGGAUGCCAUAACAUCUUUUGAGUUGCAUCAUAACUUCCAUCCGCCAAUUACCUCUUCGCUUUUAUUAUAAGUUAAUACUUUUAGUGGCAAUGAGUUCAAUUCCUUCAAGCACGGAUCUAUCCAAGAUUCCUUUAGCUCUCAAUCCGAAUGGCGAUCCUCCUAACUUCAACAAUCCUCCUUCUCUCGAACCCGCUGUCCUCGGUGUAGGAAUAUCUCUGAUGGUUAUUAGCUUUUCGUUUCUAGCCCUACGGUUAUUUACCAAUCUAAAACUGGUUGGAAAGCUCGGAUUAGAUGACUGUGAGUGGGAACUUUACUUGGAUUUUCACACUACCAUAUUCAUUGUUGCUCCGGACUCACUGAUACACAAUAGAUCUUUGCGUCUUCGGGGAGUUGGGAGGCAUCGGAUAUUGGGCAAUUAUCCACAGCCGUAAGUUUGGCUCCCAUUUUUGAACCCGUCACUUGCUCUCCUUUCUAAUAAAUAAAUAUAAAUAGUGGCGCGAGAGGGAGUCGCUAGGCACACUUGGGAUAUACCCGCAAAUGUUACCAAGUCUUUUAUCAAGGUACGAACAAAGAUCCGGAAAAGCCUUCAAGUUUCGUUCUGACACGGUGAAAGAGACAAUUGGCUCAGCAGAUGGUUGCUGGCCCAGCCUUAUGGGCCGCAAAAGCUGCAAUUGCAGCUCUUUACAUCCGCCUUUUUGGUACCAAAAGAUGGAUCACUCUUUCUUCAUACGGAAUGAUCAUUUUCAUGUUUCUUUUCUACGGAUCCAAUGUCAUUAUAGCAGCAGUAUACUGCCUCCCCAGAAAUGGGGCCCCUUGGGAUGGAACCGCGUUCGCUAGAUGUUCAAGUCCUGUAUCCUCAGCAAUAGUCAAUGGUGUUUUUGGUGUGAUUGCAGAUCUAUUCCUCUUUUUUCUCCCCUUUCCAAUCGUUCUGAGGUUACACCUCACUAAACAAAAGAGAUUUGGGUUGUCAAUUGUACUUUCCACCGGUCUUUUGUGAGUAUAAACAAUUUCAGUACCUUGAAGGGAUAAACUGACAAUCACAGGAUGGUUAUUACAAGUACGGCAUCACUUGCCUACAGGGUGACAGUUUACCUUGGUAACGAUCCGGUUUGGAACGGACUCAAUGUCUCUAUCACGACGUCAGUCAACUGUAUGGAACCGAUCGAUAGUAAAGCUGACUCGUAGCUAGCUUCGCAGAAGUCUUUGGAACUGUAAUAAUCAGUUGUGCCCCGUCAAUUUCCUAAUUCUGGCUUAAAAUCUUUGUUAAAUCCAGUUUGUAUUCCAGUCUCAGAUUAGGAUUAUUUUCCAGAAGAUCCCCCCCAGCUACGGAGGGACGUCAGGAUAGCGAGGGGCAACGCCGAUCAACAUCCAAGUUGGGCCAUGGGCAUAACCACAGCUACAAAGAAAUGGAUAACGCGUCCACUGAAUUCUACAAUGGGCCAACUAGGAUUUUCUCUUCCAAGGGCGGUGCUAUCCCCAUGAAAAAUGUAAUUGUGCGACCUACUGAUAUUGAUCAAACUGUCAAGAAGAUCGAAUGGGAGGAUAGCCAGAGAUGCUAG
Messenger RNA from Hymenoscyphus albidus, 1762 nucleotides. The record is from the annotation of a GenBank genome assembly. NCBI's taxonomy places the organism in Eukaryota, Fungi, Ascomycota, Leotiomycetes, Helotiales, Helotiaceae.